AGGGUCCGUCCGGCUUUGUUCUGCAUUCCCGUCGUAACUUAAAGGGAAACAUUAACAAUGCCCGGAGCCCUUGAUGUCCUGCAAAUGAAGGAGGAGGAUGUCCUCAAAUUCCUUGCAGCAGGAACCCACUUAGGUGGCACCAACCUUGGCUCCCAAAUGGGUCAGUACAUCUACAAAAGGAAAAGUGAUGGCAUCUACAUCAUAAAUCUGAAGAGGACCUGGGAGAAGCUUCUGUUGGCAGCUCAUGCCACUGUUGCCAUUGAAAACCCAGCUGAUGUCAGUGUCGUAUCCUCCAGGAAUACUGGCCAGCGAGCUGGGCUGAAGUUUGCUGCUGCCACUGGAGCCACUCCUACUGCUGGCCGCUUCACUCCUGGAACCUUCACUGACCAGAUCCAGGAAGCCUUGGUGGUUACUGAUCCCAGGGCUGACCACCAGCCUCUCCCAGAGGCCUCUCAGGUUAACCUGCCUACCAUUGCUCUGUGUAACACAGACUCUCCUCUGUGGUAUGUGGACAUUGCCAUCCCGUGCAACAACAAGGGAGCUCACUCAGUGGGUCUGAUGUGGUGGAUGCUUGCCCGGGAGGUUCUGCGCAUGCGUGGCACCAUCUCCCGUGAACACCCAUGGGAGGUCAUGCCUGAUCUCUGCUUCUACAGAGAUCCUGAAGAGAUUGAAAAGGAAGAGCAGGCGGCAGCUGAGAAGGCUGUGACCACGGAGGAAUUUCAGGGUGAAUGGACCGCUCCAGCUCCUGAGUUCACUGCUGCUCAGCCUGAGGUGGCGGACUGGUCCAAAGGUGUGCAGGUGCAACGGAUGUUCACUAAACUCAUUCUGGUAAUAAUUUCAUAA
Molecule: messenger RNA, 843 nt
Organism: Orcinus orca (killer whale)
Lineage: Eukaryota; Metazoa; Chordata; Mammalia; Artiodactyla; Delphinidae
Product: 40S ribosomal protein SA
Biological process (GO): ribosomal small subunit assembly; cytoplasmic translation
Cellular component (GO): 90S preribosome; ribosome; cytosolic small ribosomal subunit
Molecular function (GO): structural constituent of ribosome
Source: RefSeq, a predicted model, not a curated record